AUGUCCGGUCUUCUUUCACGCCAUCUGGUGCUGAUCGCCCUCGCCCUCGCCUCGGGGCAUGACCACACGUUCGAGGUGCGGCUCCACGAGGAGAGCGGCGCAUUGCAGCUGCUGCAGCAGAAAUUGGCCUUCGGGGAGCCGACGCUCCUUGAAGCGGCCGAGCCGAUUUACUGGCUCCACUGCGCGAAAUGCGGCAGUUCCUUCAUCAAUGCGCUGAUACACCUCCCCGGAGUGUGCCCACUUGCCAGCAGCCUUGUCGUCGAUGAGCAGUCGCUGGGCGACUGUUACAUGGAGAAAUGGAAAUUCGAAUGUCCGGAAGCCUGCCUCGCGAAGAAGUUCUUCUGCCCACAUUUCAGCGAUGCCUUUCCACACCAGCCGAUUGACAACUACACGGCUCGCAAAGGUGCAUUGGUGGGGAUGUUCCGAAAUCCCGAGCAGCGCAUUCUGUCCGCCUACCACGACGACGCCGACAACUUUGCGACGGUGAACUAUGAAGACCAUCUGCAGGACCUCCUUGCCAUGCACGUCAGUGGAUCGCUUAACAUGUCGGUGUGCCAUCAGCCCGUGCCCGGGUUGUCGAAGGUACCUGUCUUGGAGUUUGCCGAAAGUUGGAAGGGAGGCAUGACGUAUCAGCUGGUGGUCGAGCACAACAACCUGCACCCGACAACGCAGACGCUCGACCCUGACCGGCCCAAGAUGACGCGUGCGGAUGCGGAGGAAGCGGCUCGGAGGGUCCGGGAAGGCUUCUCUUUUGUGGGCAUCACGGAGGACUGGGACUUGUCAAUAUGCCUGCUCCACAAGAUGUUUGGGGGAGCUUGCCAGGCAUCGGAUUUCGAAGAUACGAGGCCGAGCUCGGAAACAAAGUCUGCGCAUGCGGACUAUGAUAUAGAUGAGCUCAUGGGCUGGCAUGAUGACGUCGAUAGGGUGGUCUACGAUGCCGCGGUGGAAGUGUUCCAAGGGAACUUGAUCGCCUACGGCGUCUCUCAUGAUUCCUGCCGCGAGUGCUAUAGCCAUGCAGAGAGAGGCCGCGUGCAGACAGCGUGA
Molecule: messenger RNA, 1044 nt
Organism: Symbiodinium natans
Lineage: Eukaryota; Dinophyceae; Suessiales; Symbiodiniaceae
Source: the annotation of a GenBank genome assembly